ACUGUGGAAGGGGACGCUGUCAUUCUGAGCCUGCGCGAGCCGAGCCGGACUUCGUCCCCAUGGCAACGACUGUUGGGGGUCCGGGAUUUUGGAAUGAGAACAUAUUUGAAUAUUUUCUUAAAAAUAACCAGAUUAAAUCAGAAGAUGGAGCUGAAAUCAUCUGGUAUCAUGCAGCUAACCAUAAGUCACAAAUGAAGGAGGCACUAAAAAGUAGUGCUCACAUGAUUGAGGCAGAUAUUCUUCUUUCUUGUGAUGAAUCAGAACACAGACAACCCAUAAUGGCUCAUCCUCCUGAAAUAAGCAGUGAUAAUACUCUUCAGGAAUGGCUAAAUGAAGUUUUGAAAACCAACAAAGGCAUCAAACUUGACUUUAAAAGUCUGGAAGCAGUGAAACCAUCCAUGAUACUUCUGGAAAAUGUUAAGAUGCAUCUGAAUCGUCCUGUGUGGAUUAAUGCUGACAUACUUCCCGGUCCCAAUGGAAAAAAUGUUGAGUUGGAUGCAAAGAAAUUCCUAGAUACUGUGACAUCCUUUUUCCAAGAUGUGACUUUAUCUCUGGGCUGGACUACUGGAUGGUACCCUAAUCAACUCAAUGAAGGAUACAGUUGGACAAUGGUAAAAGAUAUGGAAUAUAUAUGUAAUAAACUAAGUCAGCCUGUAACAUUUCCUGUCAGAGCAGCAUUAAUUAAACAAUCUUAUGAUCAGUUGUUUUGGCUGGUACAGCAAUCAUAUAGGUACAGUCUGACUAUUUGGACAGGAAAAGAUGAUAUAUAUCCCACUGAAGAUUUGCUCUUUGUCAGAGAACAUUUUGGGAAAAAGCAAGUUUUCUAUGAUAUCUUAGAGCCACAAAACCAAGAAUUCAAACAAGCUAUCGGAAUAGAAAUUGAAAAAUAAAAAGCUUACAAAUCUCCAUACA
This is a messenger RNA of Antechinus flavipes (yellow-footed antechinus), 912 nucleotides long. RefSeq names its product family with sequence similarity 151 member B (gene FAM151B). The transcript is spliced from 6 exons. Bases 60 to 890 code for a protein of 276 amino acids. Lineage: Eukaryota; Metazoa; Chordata; Mammalia; Dasyuromorphia; Dasyuridae. The record is from RefSeq and is a predicted model, not a curated record.